GCACGAUAAACGAAAAUCCGAUUCCGAGUUACCCUGAAGUGUCCAUUUCUGGUUUUCGAAGAGAUUGCUCCCAUUUGGCGCGCGAAAUCCACCUUUCGCCGAGUUGGACCUCCUUCCGAGCCGCGCGCUCGGAAACCGAGUCAACGGUUUGAGAACAAACAAGCGGUGGCAGUGGCGCGACACGGCGCGACGCGCGCUCGGACGUGUGUAUUUAUGUUUUGAGAAGUGUUUCGUGAGUGACUCGCGGGUGUUGCGUGACAUUGCUUCGCUGUGCUGUGAAGUGUCUUUCGUGGUGUGCCUGGAGCUACACGUCAUGUCUAUUUUGUAUCCAUCUGUAGUCAGUAGAUGCGGGACCCCUACCCGUACCGGGCGGGGCCGGGGCUGCCGGGGCCCAACCCCGCGCCGAGUAUUCUCAGCCAGCUGACUCGCCACAUCGUCAACUCCUCGCAUGCCGCCAAGAGGCCUCCUCCAUCGACCGUGCUGCGCGCCAGUACGCAGGCAACAGCCAUCGGGGGCGUGGUCGACUUCACCACCACCACGACGUCGGCCUGGGCACUGGGCUCGAGCUGGGACGGCAACUCCACCAUCUGGUCGGUGCGGCCCGUCAACGACACGGCCAACCCGUUCGACGCCGAGGCCGAGCCCGACAACCGCAACAACUGGUGGGCGCUGCUCGCCCUCUUCCUGGUGGUGGCCACGGCGGCCGGCAACAUCCUGGUGUGCCUCGCCAUCACGUGGGAGCGCCGCCUGCAGAACGUCACCAACUACUUCCUCAUGUCGCUGGCCAUCACCGACCUCAUGGUGGCCGUGCUCGUCAUGCCCGUGGGCAUCCUCACGCUCUUCAAGGGCUUCUUCCCGCUGCCCUCCGUGUACUGCCUGGUGUGGAUCUGCCUGGACGUGCUGUUCUGCACGGCCUCCAUCAUGCACCUGUGCACCAUCUCCGUGGACCGCUACCUCAGCCUGCGCUACCCGAUGCGCUUCGGCCGCAACAAGACGCGCAGGCGGGUCACGCUCAAGAUCGUCUUCGUGUGGCUGCUCUCGAUCGCGAUGAGCUUGCCGCUCAGCCUCAUGUAUUCGCAGAACCAGGACUCGGUGCUCAUCGACGGCACCUGCCAGAUCCCCGACCCGCUGUACAAGCUGAUAGGCAGCAUCGUGUGCUUCUACAUCCCGCUGGGCGUGAUGCUGCUCACCUACGCCCUCACCGUGCGCCUGCUCGCCCUGCAGCAGCAGAACCUCUGCGGCGGCGGCGGCUGGCACCCCUCCACGCCAGGGCUGCGGCGGAGGAAAUGGCGGCGGCUGAUGCUGCGGUCGUCGCGGUCGGAGCCGCCGUCGGCGUGCUCCACGCCGCAGCACAACAUGCACAACAUGGCCUCCACGGACACCGAGCUCACCAUGGUGGACACGCACGAGCUGUGGCUGCCCGAGAGCUCCGUGCCCGAGCCCACACCCUCCACCAUGUCCGCCCUGCACCAGUUCGGCGUCGAGAUGCUCAAGCUGUCGCGUGGCCUGGGGGCCGCCGAGGACGCCGCCGCCAGCUCGUGCGUGGAGGACACCGACGAGGACGAGGACCCGGAGCGCCGGCCCUGCCUGCGCAUGCCGCUGCCCAUGCCGGGCAUCGGACUGGUCAUGCGGCACCACCGCUGCGACAACUUCGGUGACAACAACUCCGUGGGCUUGGGCGAGUCGGCCAACACGCCGCCGGUCCCGGUGCGCCGCCGCCACCGGUUCGACGUGGAGGCCGCCGUCGAGGGCAGCGACGAGGCCUCGACCCCGCGGCGCCUCGUGCACAGCUACCACGAGCAGAGCGACGGCUUGGUGUCCGAGGUGCCCGAGCUGGGCGUGCGCUCCGCGCUGCGCCAGCACCUCAGCAAGAGCUGCGAGAUGCCCAAGGAGGCGGCCUCGCCGUCGACGUCCAAGGUCAGCGGCAUGGUGGUGACGUGGGACAACGGUACGUUCCGCUCCAGCCUGGACGACAACAGCAGCACCAGCACGCCGGCCAGCAGCGCGGCGCCGCCCAGGCAGCCGGCCGCCAGGCAGGCGCCCUCCAGCGGCUCGGCCAGCGCGGACUCCACCCCGGUGCACCGCGGCAAGCUGUCCCAGCGCAUUCCGCUGCUGCGGCGCUCGGCCACGCUGCGGCACCACAACAACGGCCAGGGCAUGGACGACGUCAACGUCAGCCUGACGCGGAACAACACGGUGCGCAGCCAGCACUCCCGCAGCUCGUCCGUCAUGUCGCGCAACUCGUCGCGCCACGGCCGCAUCAUCCGCCUCGAGCAGAAGGCCACCAAGGUGCUGGGCGUCGUGUUCUUCACCUUCGUGGUGCUCUGGGCGCCCUUCUUCGUGCUCAACCUAGUGCCCGCCAUCUGCGGCGUCGAGUGCGAGCGCAGCAUCCACACGGCCGUGUUCGACUGCGCCACCUGGCUGGGCUACGCGUCCUCCAUGGUCAACCCCAUCUUCUACACCAUCUUCAACAAGGUGUUCCGGCAGGCCUUCAAGAAGGUCCUGCUGUGCCAGUACCGCUCCAAGGGCUGGCGGCAAUGACAACAAGACGACGCCGUCUUUCGGCGUCAGGCAGCGGUGGGGGCCCGGGGCCGCGGCCGGGGCCGGACUCUGAGCUUCAGCACGGUGGGGCCUCCGCAGCCAAACACAACGACGCGCUUCUAGCUUCAGCCCCACCAAGCCAAACAGUGUGUGAUUCCACCCGGCCGCUGCCAGGACUCGAACCCGAGCGGCGGCCCGGGGUAUAGACUUUAAGCAAGUGGUUGUUUGGUUGGCGGAAUGGGGAAAUCCACUGACAAGUUACGAACUUGAAACAUUUCCCUCGCAUCCCCAACCAAAUAAUUAUUCCAUCGAAAAAGCUUCGCUGGACCAAGCAAUUGUGUUUGAUAAGUGGUGCAGAAGACUUCCAUCAAAUUAGCUAGGCAACCAAUGUUUUAUUUUUUCGUCUAAAUCGUUCUUCCUAUUAGUAUAGUGAGGGGGUGAAAAGUCCUUGUAAUUUAUAUAUUUCAUACAGAGUAUAUUAGAAGUCGCUUAAAUACUUUAUAGCAAUAUCCGAGAGAAGGAAAGUGACAAGUGAGGCAUUUAUUCCAUUUUUCUCCCAAUUAAUAAUGUCAAGUACUUUGUA
Thrips palmi is the source of this 3124-nucleotide messenger RNA. It is a transcript of the gene 5-HT2B, whose product is annotated as 5-hydroxytryptamine receptor 2A. The transcript is spliced from 9 exons. The record is from RefSeq and is a predicted model, not a curated record. Gene Ontology annotation, molecular function: neurotransmitter receptor activity; G protein-coupled serotonin receptor activity. NCBI's taxonomy places the organism in Eukaryota, Metazoa, Arthropoda, Insecta, Thysanoptera, Thripidae. Gene Ontology annotation, cellular component: membrane; dendrite. Gene Ontology annotation, biological process: chemical synaptic transmission; G protein-coupled receptor signaling pathway, coupled to cyclic nucleotide second messenger. The coding region runs from base 346 to 2541 and encodes 731 amino acids.